Molecule: messenger RNA, 684 nt
Organism: Sparassis crispa
Lineage: Eukaryota; Fungi; Basidiomycota; Agaricomycetes; Polyporales; Sparassidaceae
Product: RmlC-like cupin
Exons: 5
Coding region: 1-684 (227 amino acids)
Cellular component (GO): cell wall
Molecular function (GO): manganese ion binding
Source: RefSeq, a predicted model, not a curated record
AUGGCUCCAAACGUGCACAGUGGCAUCAACACUCAACAACUCUCAGAGUGUGUACUUUUCGUGAGUGUGUUCCACACGCAUCCCCAUGCUACCGAGUUGCUGUAUGCAGUCAACAGCACGAUCACCACUGGCAUGAUCCCACAGGGCGGUACACGCUUUAUCUUCAACAAUGUGACCGCUGGUUCUGGCAUAGUCCUUCCUCAGGGCUCUGUUUACUUCGAGAUCAAUGACAACUGUGACCCUGUUACAUUCGUUUCUGCGCUGAACAGCGAGGAUCCUGGUGCUAGUCCAGUUGCUCAGCUCUUUUUCGGAAUGCCGCCCAACGUCGUCAGCACGUCUCUCGAUCCCCGACACUUCAUCCUCGGCACAGACAAGUGCCUGCAGCGCUGCGGCCUCAUGCGCAGCACCCAGCCGAUGGCCCAGCAGGAUCCGCGCGUACCGGGGAACACAUUCCUCUCCGGUGUGAGCACGGGCAUGGGUGCGGCCACCUCCUCGACGUCGUACAGCCGCAGCAUCAUGCAGACCGCGGACCUCAUUGCGGCGAUCGAGAACUCCAUCGCGCUGUCAGUGAUCUGCAUCUCCGCAACUGUAGCCUCCUCCGCGGACAUUACGACAUGCAAUGAACUCGCGCGUGGUUUGAAAUGGAUACAGGGAUGCUGGGAACAACGGUUCUGCGUGCAGUAG